AUGCCAAUUAAAAUUCGUCUUGAAAAACAUCAAAGGAAUCUAUUAUUACAAAAACAAUCUGCAUCUCCUAAUGAAGUAUCUACCAAUGAAGAAACUACCAAUGAAAUAUCUACCAAUGAAGCAGUCACCAACGAAGUAUCUACAAAACAAACUCAAACAUCGCUAUUUGGACCCAAUACUGCCGCAAAUCUUUUAAAUAAUUUACUAUAUUAA
Racocetra persica is the source of this 213-nucleotide messenger RNA. The record is from the annotation of a GenBank genome assembly. Lineage: Eukaryota; Fungi; Glomeromycota; Glomeromycetes; Diversisporales; Gigasporaceae.